This is a messenger RNA of Vanrija pseudolonga, 249 nucleotides long. RefSeq lists its product as uncharacterized. NCBI's taxonomy places the organism in Eukaryota, Fungi, Basidiomycota, Tremellomycetes, Trichosporonales, Trichosporonaceae. The transcript has 2 exons. The record is from RefSeq and is a predicted model, not a curated record. Bases 1 to 249 code for a protein of 82 amino acids.
AUGAGCGAGGGCACCCUCGCCACCAAGUUCCAGUGCACCCACUACCGCAUGACUUCCAACACGAGCGACGUCAGCUUUGGCUGCGUCAAGGUCCUUGACUUUGACGCCGCCACCAUCAAGGGCGGUCUCCUCGGCAAGGGCCACUCCGAGUCGGCGGCUGCCAAGAUGACUGACCUCUUUGAGGAGAUCCUCCUGUGGCAGCAGUAUCAGGCGAUGAUGGACGACACCGACUACUACAACAUGCUUUGA